This is a messenger RNA of Amyelois transitella, 794 nucleotides long. RefSeq lists its product as uncharacterized. The transcript has 4 exons. Bases 65 to 760 code for a protein of 231 amino acids. The record is from RefSeq and is a predicted model, not a curated record. Lineage: Eukaryota; Metazoa; Arthropoda; Insecta; Lepidoptera; Pyralidae.
UUGAAAACUCGUUAAAAGCAUGUGCAUUUAAGGACAAGGAAGAUAACAGCCAUGCUGUUGCACCAUGUCUUUAUCGAGAAUCAUCAAAGCGCCGAUAAAGCUGUUUAAAAAGGAAGUUAUCACUUUUCUUAUAAUUCGUAGACAUGACUUGGGAGAAAGGGAAGAGAAACUCCGUUACGUAUCAGUCAAGUCCAACGCGUCCAUAGCGGUGCUGCGCCAGAAGAUAUGGCACCUGCUGGACCUGCCCGACUACUGCGAGGAGAUCAUCGUGCUGAAGUCUGGUGACCAGGAGCUGCCCCUCACGGAGUUGCGAGUCGGGAAUGAUCCGCAACAUCCCUUCUUGUUGGAAGUAUGGCUGCCGGAGACGUAUUCUCUAACUACCUUUCAUAAGAACAUGCUGACGAUGGGUGAAAGUAAACAGAUGAUAGCUGAUGAUGAAAAUAUCGAGAGCACGAGUAUAACUGUCACCUCUCAUAAUCAACAAGAACGGAUUUCACACAUGGAUAGUAUGAAUGCAACCCCGACCAAAUCCAUCGAAAGAGUUACGUAUAAACGUGUUUCUGACAAACCGAACAAUUUCUUGUACUCUGAUUUCAAGAAACCAGAUUUAAGUUCGAAGAUAUCAACGACGUCAGUAUUCCGGCUGUACCGAAAAAGGAGUCGAGACAGCUUCACCAACAUUCUACUGAAGAUACAAAGCGAUUUAUCUACACUUAGCACCAAACUAUCCAACUUGGAAAACAGAAUACCCCCAUCAUAACAUGAAACAUUUAAUAAAAACACGUCAUACCAAA